This is a messenger RNA of Ceutorhynchus assimilis (cabbage seed weevil), 452 nucleotides long. Lineage: Eukaryota; Metazoa; Arthropoda; Insecta; Coleoptera; Curculionidae. The record is from the annotation of a GenBank genome assembly.
ACAACAUAAUGAAAAUAAUAUCAAAUUUUCCUCAGGUAUGUCCAUUCCUUCUGAGAGUAUUUGUCUCAUCCUCUGGCCACCAUCACAAAUUAACUGAAUACCACAAAGGAAACACCCCCAGUAACGAGUUACAAAUUUACACUUGGAAAGAUGCCACUUUAUACGAACUCACCCAACUUGUCAAAGAAGUAAAUCCUGAAGCACGUCUCCGAGGGACGAAAUUUAGUUUUGCUUUGGUGUUUCCUGAUUUUAAGGGCCCAUUUUACAGGUUGAGAGAAAUUGGCAGUACGCUUACAGGAGUUAAAGGGCCUGAUGAUCAAAAAACUUUGGGUAGUUCUAGAAUUACUAUAGGUGACUAUAUGGACAUUGCCAUAACUCCACCAGACAAUUGGAACAGUGGCAGGGGCAAAACCUAUUCCAACAAUUUUCCCAACAGAGGAAGACCUUUUUAA